CAAGGAUUUUGCAAUAUACUAACCAUGCAAGCACUCACUUUUUCUUCCGCCUCUGGCAAGGCGACUCUUGAGCAAGGCAGGCCCAUUCCUGUUCCCGGUCCUGGCGAGGUUCUUGUAAAAGUUCUGCGGGCUGGUAUCUGCUCAACGGACCUGGAAAUUUGUCGUGGAUACGUGCCCGGAUUCCACGGCGUGUUGGGUCAUGAGUUCGUGGGUGUAGUGGCUGCUCAAGGGCCCCCACUGGAGGCGCCAGCGGCAACAACAGCCAAUGGCGAUGCUGGGCUGCAGGGUGGCCCCAGCCAGGAACCACUGGCGAUUGGGAUGCGUGUGGUCGGCGAAAUCAACUGCAACGACACGCACUUCACAUGUGCUGACGCGAUCUUCCAGCGCAACCAUGCACCAGGCAGGACCGUGUUGGGCAUCAUCGGCCGCGACGGCUGCCUGGCGCCCUACGUGACGCUGCCUGCCGCCUGCCUGCACGCCGUGCCGCCCGCCCUGGCGGACCAGGAGGCGGUGUUUGCGGAGCCGCUGGCGGCCGCAUGCCGCAUACCCGAGCAGGGGCUGCCGCGGAGGCCGGAGUCAGACCGGGUGGCUGUCAUAGGUGACGGCAAGCUGGGUCUGCUGGUGGCGCAGGUGCUGGUGCGCACCGUGGAGGCUGCCGGGGGCCCGCCGCUGGUGAUGCUGGGCCGCCACACGGACAAGAUGGCGCUCGUGCAGGGCCAGGCCGAGCGGGUGGUUUUGGACGGCAGCGAUUCUCCUCCGCUACUGGAGCGACUGGCGGGCUCAUUCGACCUGGUGGUGGAGGCCUCAGGCUCAGCGGCGGGCAUCCGCACGGCCCUAGCCUUGUGUCGACCUCUUGGGACGAUCCUGCUCAAGUCCACCGUCAGCACCACCCAGCACACACAGCAGCAGUCGGACCAGCAACAGGCGGAGGAGGGUGCAGAGAAGCUGCAGACGGCGGACGGUAACUGUACGACACAACAUGCAAAGGGAGAAGGCGCUGCGACAGCCACGGCUUCUAGUUGCUGCGCCGCUCCCUUGUGGGCUGAGAUAGCCAAUGACAUUGUGGUGAACGAGAAGGUCCUGGUGGGAAGCAGGUGCGGCCCUUUCGACGUGGCGCUAGGCCUGAUGGAGCGGGAUGCGGCUGUACGGCAGCUGUUGAGAUACAUGAUCAGUGCCGAGCUGCCCCUGGAGCGCGGCGAGGAGGCGCUGGCACUGGCGGCCACUCGUGGAGUGCUCAAGGUGCAGCUUGUGAUGCCGGAGUAGCCCCCCACCCACCAAGCUGCUGUAACGGUAAUGUGGGUGCCGAGCAGGUUGCUAUGGGUAAUACAAGGUGAUCUACUGUUCUCAACUGGCGUGAUCCUUGAAGAGCGGUUGGGAACGUGGAGCGUAGGAGGGCUGAGCAAGCCUUGCCGGUGACCAAGGGUUGUUGUUUAAGACCUGCUAGCGUUCGCCAGCGACGGAAUGCUGUGCUAAUGCGCCGAUUGCGCCGGGUAAAGCUGGCUGGGUAUGUGGCUGGGACCCUGGUUUAGCUAGGAGUACAUGCUAAUGUGAUUCCAUGUCCUAACGCAAGGGCUGGUAUGCAUGCAAUACAUUGCUUACCAGCGAGUGCAGCUAUGGUUCCGCAGUCUGUUGCGCGUAUACGGUCAACCGCCCUCUGUGACACAUAAUCUGUGUGGGUUAUGUUUACGCCCCAUGGACGUUGGUUGAGAUGUCUGCUGUACCCAUUGUCACACAUCAUGGCAUCAGAGGCCACAUUGACUUGCCGCUGGGCUUCACUGGCUCCUUGGCGGAGGCCGUGUUGCCGCAGCUGCUGGGCUGGUCAGAUUCUGCGUAGAAGACCGUCGGUUCUUGAUGUCUUGAAGGUAUGCAUGCAGCUGUCAUACAUUACAAUUCAGAAUUAAUGCUGUGCAUUCAAGGUUGAGAAAUAUCCACGCUUUAUUUCAUGCUUCAUCUGGCACACAUGACUGCACUGGAAGCGAGGGCGUAGGCCUCGCCCUCCUGUCGGCUGCAGUCCGCCCAUAACAUUUGAGCUUCAGGGCAGUAAAUGGGACAUAUUAAGACUUUGACCUGCCAGAGCCUAUACAAUAGCGACACUUUGCUUGAUGGGAUGGCUCACUGUCGCUAUACUGCGAGAGCACCAUAAUAUCGCCCAAGCAAAAUGCAAAAGCUGAGCUACAGGGUCACCGCUAUGAACUUCAUAGCGCACAUGCUUUUGGAUGCGAUGACCGGACGCCCGUGGUCGUAACGAACAAACCGUUAUGACCCAGUCAUUGCGGCAUGGGCGGUAAGUGGCCUUUCUGCUGUGACGGCACGCGUCCUUGCAGACGCUUUUGCUGCUUUUAUUUGGCAUUUUUAAUAGCAUCUAGAGUAUACAGCGGUGUUUGGCAUGGUCUCGCUCCAAAGACUCAUGUUUUAUGUGUCAGGAAAACGCCCGAGUUUCUUUUACUGUAACUAGAACCUACUAUGAGCUAUCCAGCAUAAGGGCGUGGUACGUUUCGUCUCUUAGGGCGGUCCAUGCUGUUUUUGAUGCUGGCUGUUGUCGGCCUGGCUGGCAAACAUACGGAGUUUUCGCUGGAGCGUUAUAAUUAACGACAUGUCAUGCUACUUUUAAUAGGUUUUUCAGCACCUGCGUACAGGGUGCAGACCGACGCCAAUGGCUGAUGUGGAGACCGACAGUUUAGCCUCCGGACUCACGUCGAGAACGGGCGCCAGCCACAGAAGUGAUGCAAAGAUACUAGGUCACAGGUCCGCGCAUGACGAUGGCGGAGAGGAUGACCUUCUGGAGCAGAAAAGGUCGUUUCGUGACGGGAUAUAUAACUGCAUGUACACUUUGGUGCGGCAGCAAGGCUUCAGCGGUUGGAAAGUGACACUGUUAAAGGUCCUGCUUGAGGGAGUGACAUCCUUCGUCGUGGCAUUUAACCCGACCCACAUCGGAGUAUGGAAGAUUGACACGCACUACUGGCUGUGGCAGCCGAUACGGUGGACAGUGUGGCGGUCGCCCAUAUCCGUCAUUUACGGCUACAAGGCGUACAUUGUCGUACUGUACAUCAUGAUAGUCGGAAUUUUGCUGUCGGCGGCAGGUUUGGUGUUGCUGACCUUAGCCAUGCGCAAGCAGGAGCAGUCAAAGUGGCUGCUUCGCGCAUCCGCGACUCUCCACGUCAUCUUCGAUGUGGUGUUUGGCAUCUGUUACGUUUCCUUCUUUGAUUACUUAAUCUUCGUUGCGGACUGCAACUUCUCUAAGGACCAUCACCACGUGUUCUUCACAACCGUCGAUUGCCUGGCAACACCGCAUCUAAUCCACAUGUGUGUCGGUCUCGCCACGGCCGUGCUCUUCAUGGCGAUGACGGCGCUCAUGGUCGUGGCGUCGUGCGACCUGAACCCCGUGUCCCGCAGCCACCUGGCGUCACCGGCGGCGAUCACGCGGUUAAAGAUCUUGAGCCUUAAGGCUGUGUACAUCGUAUGCGCGACGUGCCUAGGCCUCGCGCCGCGGCCCCAGUCUAUAGUAAUGCUUGUUGCAACCAUCGGUAUUACCUGGCUGAACUUGCGCGCGAUUCCCUUCUAC
This is a messenger RNA of Astrephomene gubernaculifera, 3562 nucleotides long. Lineage: Eukaryota; Viridiplantae; Chlorophyta; Chlorophyceae; Chlamydomonadales; Astrephomenaceae. The record is from the annotation of a GenBank genome assembly.